Penicillium griseofulvum is the source of this 1638-nucleotide messenger RNA. RefSeq names its product putative pH signal transduction protein PalI. NCBI's taxonomy places the organism in Eukaryota, Fungi, Ascomycota, Eurotiomycetes, Eurotiales, Aspergillaceae. Gene Ontology annotation, cellular component: plasma membrane; growing cell tip; cell division site. The record is from RefSeq and is a predicted model, not a curated record. The transcript has 4 exons. The coding region runs from base 1 to 1638 and encodes 545 amino acids.
AUGUUGCUAAAGCCUGCGACACCCCUCUCCAUUUUGCUACUGAUCGCAUUUGUGCUUUUGCUACUCUCAUGUCUUUCAACUCCGAUUGUUACGGGAAUCCCCUUAGCAACUUUUAAAGAUGUUGAUUAUGGUGUCUUUGGAUAUUGCAAGGGUGAUACCUGUACCAAUAUCCAUGUGGGAUACACGAGUAACGAUAUAAGUAGCACCGGCGAUGAUUUUAAUCUUCCUUCCGGUACUCGGAAGUCGCUAUCCUCGAUCCUCAUCAUCCAUCCAGUCGCCGCGUUCCUGACUCUCAUCUGCCUUUGCCUGGCUAUCGCGGCCCACUUCCAUGCGCCCUCGCACUCGCCGCGGUUUCUGUUGGCCCUCCUCAUCUUGUUGCUGCCAACGCUACUCGUGACUCUCCUCGCGUUCCUCGUCGAUAUCUUGCUCUUUGUGCCACAUCUAGGAUGGGGUGGUUGGAUCGUUCUGGCUGCGACCAUCAUACUUACCUCUUGCGGUGUGGUUACCUGUGCCAUGCGCCGAACCCUUGUGAGCAGGAAGGCAAGGAAACGCAGGAUCGCGGAAAAUGCUGAGAUGAGCGGAGAAAACUAUUACAACCGGCAGAACGCCGCUGCGGCUGCGAUUUCAGCCCCUGUUCCGGCCCCUGUCGAACCAAAGGAAACCUUUGUAUCUGGCUCCCUAAACUCCAACUCCGGGCCGACCUUCGCAUCCUUCCACACAGAAAGACAAGACAGUGAUGAUGAUCGAACCCCUCUCAAUUCGCGGACACCCUUGGGCGAUAUUCCAGCACCCCCGGAUCAUCGUGGCGCCCCCUAUCGCGGCCCGCAAGAUGAAUUUGGCAACAUUCCGCCUCAGGGCCCAGGUCCGUACGGUGCUGGUCCAAUGUCACGGAACCCCUCCGAUCCACGGAUUCGUCCCCAAUAUUCCGAUGGCAGUAUGGGUUCUCGAAGAGGGGGACCACCACCUGGCUUCAAUGGACGCGGUCGAGGUGGAUACCCUCCCCGGGGUGGACGUGGAGGGCCUUACAUGGGACCUUCCCGCGGCCCUUCCAAUGGCUCCCGAGGUGGCUACAUGGGUCCAGUGCCAGGCCGUGGAGGUCGCGGUGGAAUGAUGCCGCCUCGAGGACCACCAACCGGCUACGGACCAGGUCCAGGCGGCCCCAAUCGCGGGGUAGACCCAUAUGGUAGAGCUGACUCGCCUCCCAUGGACGACCCUUAUAGUUAUGGUCCUCCAGGUCAGACGCGCCAGCCAUCUCCCGGGCACAUUGGCAUGGCCGUGUCGCCGGACAUAGUGGGUCAAGCUAUUGAGAUGACUCCGCAACCUCAGCCGCAGUACGAGCAUGAGUCGACUCAACCAAUGAGCAGCGUGCCGCACGGGCUGUCAGCCGAAAAUAAUGGCGCCCCCGAAAGUCCGACUAGCAUGUACAGCCGCCCUGGUUCCUACGUUCCUGCUCGCGCGGGCUGGGGUGCAAAUGAUCCUCGUACCGUGUCCCCACGGCCGCCGGGGCAACCCCUGCAGCCUAACAAUGCUGGUCCCAAUUACUAUGAAGACGUUGAUCCCCGUUUUGCUCGUCGACCAUCACCCGCCAAUGAAUCUGCGAUCCCAUCUUCCUUGACGCCUGGAGCUACUCACUUUUAA